GGUGGUUCUCGAGGUGGCAGGCAGUCAUGUCCGGGGACAGCGCCCGGUGGCCCCGGGGCCCCUGGGUGUCUGACGUCUGCUUCCAUCUCAGCCCUUCUCCGGGAUGCUCCAAGGGCCCCCAGGAGGAGGCUGAACCUGCCGCCCACCUGGCCGGACCAGAGUGGACCUUCCGCGCGUCUCCAUUUCCUGGCGGCGGCAGCAUGAGCGCGGGCGCAGGGCGCAGGGCUGCGGGCCCCGCGGUGGCGAAAGUGGAGCUGCGGCUCAGCUGCCGACACCUGCUGGACCGCGACCCGCUGACCAAGUCGGAUCCUAGCGUGCUGCUGCUGCAGCCGGUGACGCAGGGCCGGUGGGCACAGGUGGGCAGAACUGAGGUGGUGCGGAGCAGCCUGAACCCCGUCUUCUCCAAGGUCUUCACUGUGGACUAUUACUUCGAGGAGGUACAGCGGCUGCGCUUCGAGGUGUAUGACACCCACGGGCCCGAUGGCCUGGCUUGUGACGAGGACGACUUCCUGGGGGGCAUGGAGUGCACCUUGGGGCAGAUCGUGGCUCAGAAGAGGAUAACUCGCCCACUGCUGCUGAAGCUGGGCCGGAAGGCUGGCAAGUCCACCAUCACGGUGAUCGCUGAGGACAUCUCUGGGAACAAUGGCUAUGUGGAACUCUGCUUCCAGGCCAGGAACCUGGACGACAAGGACCUCUUCAGCAAGUCAGACCCCUUCCUGGAGCUGUUCCGGACCAACGAGGAUGGCAGUGAGCAGCUGGUGUACCGCACUGAGGUGGUGAAGAACAAUCUCAGCCCCGUCUGGGAGCCCUUCAAACUGUCCCUGAGCUCCCUGUGCAGCUGUGAGGAGACCCGACCUUUGAAGGGCCUGGUCUGGGACCAUGACGCCCGUGGGAAGCAUGACUUCAUUGGUGCCUUCUCUACCACCUUCGCGGAGAUGCAGGCGGCCUUUGCCCAGGGCCAGGCACAGUGGGACUGUGUGAACCCCAAGUACCAGCAAAAGAAGCGCAACUACAGCAACUCGGGGGUGGUGGUCCUGGCAGACCUGAAGCUCCACAGGGUCCAUUCCUUCCUGGACUACAUCAUGGGUGGCUGCCAGAUCCACUGCACUGUGGCCAUCGACUUCACGGCCUCCAAUGGCGACCCCCGGAACAGCUGCUCCCUGCAUCAUAUCAACCCCUACCAGCCGAACGAGUAUCUGCGGGCGCUGGUGGCGGUGGGCGAGGUCUGCCAGGACUAUGACAGUGACAAGAGGUUUUCUGCCUUGGGGUUUGGGGCCCGGAUCCCUCCCAACUAUGAGGUGUCCCAUGACUUCGCCAUCAACUUCAACCCUGAGGACGAUGAGUGUGAAGGGAUCCAGGGUGUAGUGGAGGCCUACCAGAACUGCCUGCCCCGUGUCCAGCUCUACGGCCCCACCAACGUGGCACCCAUCAUCUCCAAGGUGGCCCGCAUGGCUGCGGCUGAGGAGCACACCGGGGAGGCCUCUCAAUACUACAUCCUGCUGAUCCUGACGGAUGGUGUGGUAACUGACAUGGCAGACACACGGGAGGCCAUCGUGCGGGCGUCCCACCUGCCAAUGUCCAUCAUCAUCGUGGGUGUGGGCAACGCAGACUUCACAGACAUGCAGGUCCUGGAUGGUGAUGAUGGCGUCCUGCGCUCUCCCCGUGGCGAGCCUGCGCUCCGAGACAUUGUGCAGUUUGUGCCCUUCCGCGAGCUCAAGAAUGCGUCCCCCGGGGCACUGGCCAAGUGCGUGCUGGCUGAGGUGCCCCAGCAGGUGGUCGAGUAUUAUAGCCACAAGGAGCUGCCCCCACGCAGCCUUGGCGCUCAGACAGGAGAGGCUGGGCCCAGCACAGCCCCAUGAGGACCCAGCUGUCACCUGAACUCCUGCUACAGCUCUCUGGUCUCUUUGGCCCCCAACACCCCCAGAGGCUACCUGUCCUCCGGUCCAUGUUCCCUCUUGCAUUCCUACUGGCCGGGUCAGCGGCUGGGACCCCAGGGCAGGAGAUGGGUGAAGACCUCCGGGGCCUCUGAAGGAGUCCCCGCCCCACCCCCACCUUCCUCAGCCUGCUCCUCAGCGUCCAAGUCCUCUGGGCUCCCUCUGUGCAUGGAGCUUCCACGUAAUAAAGUGAUUUCCACUCUG
Molecule: messenger RNA, 2138 nt
Organism: Cavia porcellus (domestic guinea pig)
Lineage: Eukaryota; Metazoa; Chordata; Mammalia; Rodentia; Caviidae
Gene: Cpne7
Product: copine 7
Exons: 16
Coding region: 27-1859 (610 amino acids)
Biological process (GO): cellular response to calcium ion
Cellular component (GO): plasma membrane
Molecular function (GO): calcium-dependent phospholipid binding
Source: RefSeq, a predicted model, not a curated record